AUGUUCAAGGAAAUAUCGAAUUUUUUUUUUAAUUACAGGAUCAUCAUUAUUUUUCAGGUAAAUCAAGAAAUUUUUCCUGUUGCCUCAUAUUCUUAUUUUGCGGCAUUAGUUGUUAUAUUUUGAGUAACAGAUUUUGUACGAUAUAAGCCUGUCAUUAUUUUGUAUGGUUUCUCUGAUGCUAUCACAUUUAUUUUGAUAAUGUUUGAAAAAGAAAUGUUGACUAUGCAAAGUGUGGAAUUCUUCUAUGGCCUGUUUUUAUCUACAGAAGUGGCUUAUUGUACAUUUAUGCUAAAACAUAAUAUUUAUGCUAAAGUUGACAGCGAACAUUAUCAGGAAGUAAUUAGUUAUACAAAAGCAGCAUCUCCUUUUGGUCAUUGUAUGUCUGGUAUUGUUGCACAAUUCACAGUCUCUUUUGAUGUAUAUAUUAGAUUAAAUUAUAUUACAGUAUCAGGUAUUUAUUAAAACAAUAAUUUUUAUCUGAUAUGGGCAUAUUUUUUACGUUCUGUUUGUCAGUCCAUUUAUUUUCAUAAAGAAAAUGAAAAUUAUGAAAACCGUGAUUCUUUAACUAAUAAUGAAAUGAUAGUAUCACAGUCAUACAAUUUAAAUGAAUUAUUAUAUAGACCAGAACAGGACUAUAACAGCAAUUCUCCCAGUACAAAUGUUUCAUUGAUACGUAAAAUAAAACAGGCUUAUAUUCUAUCAUGGAAAGAUUUUUUGCAAGCAUAUUCAAAUAGUCAUGUUGAAAAAUGGUCAAUAUGGUGGUCAUUUUCCACUUCUGGAUAUUUACAAAUUAUCAGUUAUAUACAAUUACUUUGGUAAACUGGUGUAUCAUAUGGAGAUAAGAUUUAUAACGGAGCUGUAAAUUCUUUAUACACUAUCAUAUAGGUGAGCAAAUAUCUUGUAUGACUAAAUGUGAAAGGUUUCAUCACGAAUGGUACAUUUCUUGCAAACACCAAGAAAUAGGUUUUUUGCUGCAACAAUAGUUAUUAAC
Messenger RNA from Osmia bicornis bicornis, 991 nucleotides. RefSeq names its product thiamine transporter 2-like. Gene Ontology annotation, biological process: transmembrane transport; vitamin transport. NCBI's taxonomy places the organism in Eukaryota, Metazoa, Arthropoda, Insecta, Hymenoptera, Megachilidae. The record is from RefSeq and is a predicted model, not a curated record. The transcript has 3 exons. Gene Ontology annotation, cellular component: plasma membrane. Gene Ontology annotation, molecular function: vitamin transmembrane transporter activity.